Molecule: messenger RNA, 222 nt
Organism: Cooperia oncophora
Lineage: Eukaryota; Metazoa; Nematoda; Chromadorea; Rhabditida; Trichostrongylidae
Source: the annotation of a GenBank genome assembly
AUGAACCGGCUGGUGUGGUUCGUGACGUGCACUGCCUUCGUUGCUGCUGCGGAUACGACUGCGGACACGAAGCCGAAAGGACCAAAAGUCACAGAUAAGGUCUGGUUUGACAUCGAAUCAAAUGGCCAGCAAAUGGGUAGAAUUGUGAUUGGCUUGUUUGGCAAGACGGUACCGAAAACUGCAAAGAACUUCAUUGAACUGGCUAAAAAGCCAAAGCUGUGA